Molecule: messenger RNA, 1639 nt
Organism: Carassius carassius (crucian carp)
Lineage: Eukaryota; Metazoa; Chordata; Actinopteri; Cypriniformes; Cyprinidae
Product: serine/threonine-protein kinase Nek6-like
Exons: 10
Coding region: 158-1057 (299 amino acids)
Biological process (GO): protein phosphorylation
Molecular function (GO): ATP binding; protein kinase activity
Source: RefSeq, a predicted model, not a curated record
UACUGUAGGCACAGAUCACAGCCAUGUGAUGCGCGGGGUGUGACUCAAACUUGCGUGGCCCGUGACAUUGUCUGGAAACUGACCAAAGGGGCUUCGCAGCAUUUUUCAUUCCUGUAAAUGUCUGAGGCACCGCGCUGAACAGGUCUGGAAUGUCAUUAUGGAGCAGAACAGCCUUCAAGAUCAGAAUCAAAAUUACACAGUGCCGAGGAACAUGUUAGGAUAUGGAUUCUAUUCAUUGAUGUCAAACUUCCUCAUCGAGAAAAAGAUUGGCCGUGGUCAGUUUAGUGAGGUUUAUAAAGCCACUUGUCUACUGGACAACCAGCAAGUGGCACUAAAAAAAGUACAGUUCUUUGAAAUGAUGGAUGCUAAAGCCCGGCAGGACUGCAUUAAAGAGAUUGACUUGUUAAAGCAACUGAACCAUCCAAACGUCAUUAAGUAUUUGGACUCGUUCAUAGAAGGAAACGAGCUGAAUAUUGUUCUGGAGUUAGCAGGCGCUGGUGACCUUUCCCAGAUGAUUAAGUAUUUUAAGAAGAAGCGGAGGUUGAUUCCUGAACGAGCGAUAUGGAAGUAUUUUGUGCAGCUGUGCAGCGCGCUGGAACACAUGCACUCACGCAGAGUCAUGCAUCGAGAUAUAAAACCAGCCAACGUCUUCAUCACAGCUACUGGAGAGGUCAAACUUGGUGACCUUGGACUUGGUCGAUUCUUUAGCUCCAAAACCACUGCUGCGCACUCUCUUGUUGGAACUCCAUAUUACAUGUCUCCCGAGAGGAUUCAUGAAAACGGCUACAACUUCAAAUCAGACAUCUGGUCCUUGGGUUGCUUGCUGUAUGAGAUGGCAGCUCUGCAGAGCCCCUUCUACAGCGACAAGAUGAACCUGCUCUCAUUGUGCCACAAGAUCGAACAGUGCGAUUACCCUCCUCUGCCUUCAGAGCACUACUCACAGAAGCUCAGAGAUCUGGUCAGUAUGUGCAUCAACCCAGAUCCUGACCAGCGGCCCGACAUCAGCUUCGUCCUGCAGUUCGCCAAACAGAUGCACCUGUGGACGUCCAGCACCUGAUACACAUACAAACACACACACACCUGCAGCAAUGAGGAGAACCAUUGUGAAGUCUCAGUCCAACUGAUCAAGCUAUAGAAAGAUCUAGAAUUGAGUAAGGAGAGAAUGCCAACAGUGUCUAUGCUGUUUUAAGCUGAGCGUUUCUCUAGAUUUGUAUUGAAAGGAUUACCAAUAUAUUCUGUUGUGCCUUCAAAUGAUGUUUCACAGUGCUGUAUGUUGAUUGGUUUAGAGAAAGUUGGUUUGGUCAGGUGACCAUUGCCUCAUGUUGAUGAUGUCAAAGCAAGAUGGUUCCAUUUAUACAUGCUUUUACCGUAGGCUUAUAUUCAUAACAGCAUUUAAAGAGCCUUACAUUUCAUUACUUAUCUCUCUGUUUCUGAUACACACACACACAUACAAUUGUUGAGUGUUUUGUGAGGAAACACUUGUGUUGGAUGGUGGGUUCAGCAGUUUUGUCCUCUGGUCAAAUAUCUACCAAAAGAAAGUAUUCAUUGUAUCCGAAGAGAUGUUAUUUUUAAGGAAUUAUGAAGCAAUUGCUCAUGUUUAAAUGUGUAAUUAACUAUAAAAUGUAACUGGAAAUAUUGA